Apis mellifera (honey bee) is the source of this 3003-nucleotide messenger RNA. Its product is annotated as sodium-independent sulfate anion transporter. Bases 172 to 1923 code for a protein of 583 amino acids. The transcript has 8 exons. Gene Ontology annotation, biological process: transmembrane transport. Gene Ontology annotation, cellular component: membrane. The record is from RefSeq and is a predicted model, not a curated record. Gene Ontology annotation, molecular function: sulfate transmembrane transporter activity. NCBI's taxonomy places the organism in Eukaryota, Metazoa, Arthropoda, Insecta, Hymenoptera, Apidae.
CAUGACAUUAUAAACACAUUUUCAAAUGAUAAUACUAUAUCAGAAAUGAUGCUAAAUAAUAAUGUUCUGUUUUAUCGACGUUACUUCUAAGAUUAGUCAUAACGCUAUGUGAUGUGAACGCUUUUGUAUUCAUCGUACGAAGGUAGUUAUUUUAAUAUAGAUAAUGCAAAAAUGUCGUAUAACAGAGGAAGUAUCGGAGAGCAAACACCAUUGUUGAGGAGGAACGUGACUUCUGGAUUCAAUUUGAGGCAGCUCCUUCUACGAAGGAUACCAAUCUUGGCAUGGAUACCUCAAUAUAGCUCGUCCAAACUUCUGCAAGAUAUCUUAGCAGGAUUGACUGUUGGUUUGACUGCUAUACCGCAGGGUAUAGCUUAUGCAAUUGUAGCCGGACUUCCAGCUCAGUACGGCCUGUACAGCAGUUUCAUGGGAUGCUUCGUGUACUUGGUGUUCGGUAGCUGCAAAGAUAUCACCGUGGGACCUACGGCAAUAAUGGCUUUACUGUCGCAACAGCACGUUAUAAGGCUGGGAGAAGAUAUUGCCGUACUUUUGUGCUUCCUGACUGGCUGCGUGAUAUUGCUGAUGGGUCUGCUCCACUUGGGAUUUCUUGUGGAGUUUGUUAGUAUGCCAGUGAUAUCUGGAUUCACUAAUGCCGCUGCCAUAAUAAUUGGAACGUCUCAGUUGGGCACAUUGCUUGGCUUAAGUGGAAGAAGCGAUUCGUUCGUCGAUGCCAUUUCCAAAGUUGUCAAUCAUUUUGAUAAAAUCACCUUUUGGGAUCCCUUGUUAGGAAUCUGUUCCAUGAUCUUACUCGUCUGUCUUAAAAAACUACCUGGAAAGAAAGGAGGCACGAUGGGGGAAAAAUUCAUGUGGGUCACAUCUCUGGCAAGGAACGCUGUAGUCGUCAUCUUUGGAAUAAUAUUAAAUCGCUCGUUGUUCUCUUACGGCAUUAAGAUCUUCAAAAGUACUGGAAACAUAACCGAAGGUCUACCGCCCUUUGCACCGCCACCGUUCUCCCUUACAAAAGGAAACCAUACGUAUCAUUUCCAGGAGUUGAUCGGUGAACUGGGAAGCACCGUCAUCUCAGUCCCGUUAAUAGCAAUUUUGGAGAGCAUUGCUAUUGCCAAAGCGUUUGCAAAAGGGAGAACCGUUGACGCUAAUCAAGAGAUGCUGGCUUUAGGACUUUGCAACAUUUUUGGGAGCUUUUCCCGAUCAAUGCCAACCACAGGAAGCUUCACAAGGACCGCUGUAAACAACGCCUCGGGCGUAAAAACACCGAUGGGCGGUGUAAUUACCGGAUGCCUGGUGCUUUUAGCGUGCGGCCUUCUCACUUCCACUUUCCAAUUCAUCCCCAAAGCAACUCUCGCCGCGGUGAUCAUAGUUGCCAUGUACUACAUGCUCGAGCUUCGUAUAUUCCUCGUCCUCUGGAGGACGAAAAAGAUCGACCUGAUACCUCUGACUGUGACCUUGUCGAGCUGCUUGGCAAUUGGUCCAGAAUACGGGAUGAUCGGCGGGAUCGUGGUAAAUCUGAUUCUCCUGCUCUAUUUCGCGGCCAGGCCUGGAUUAUUGAUCGAGGAACGGGUGGUCGAUGGGCUGACGAUCCUGUUUGUCUCACCGAAACAAUCCUUGAGCUAUCCAGCCGCCGAGUACCUUCGUGAACGAGUCAUGUCGUGGUGCGACACCAGGCCAGGAACGAUUCCCGUGGUCGUGGAAGGCCGCCACGUGCUGAGAAUCGAUGCUACGGUCGCCAAGAAUCUCGCUCUGCUCCUCGCCGACCUGGAGGCAAGGGAUCAGAGGCUGGUAUUUUGGAACUGGUGCGAGCAAGCCAAGAGGACCUUGACGAGCUACGACGCCUCCCUCCACGCGUCCUUUAAAAGUUCUGGAAGCGUGGGGCAGAUAUUCUCGCCUAGAACAGCGACACGAGAGUGAAAUCAUGAAGAGAAACAGGUCUCAGAUUGAAGUCUGAUUACUUCAAUGAGAGGAGGAGAGAAUAUUUUAUUUGGUUUUAAGAUUAGAUAGUUGGAACUUUGGUAAUUAGGGGAUUGUUGUGUUGGAAAGAAAAUUGUAGCAGUGAAUAUGAUGUAUGAUUGUGGUGAAGAAGAAUGAGAGACUUUGUGCAAAAGGAGGAGAUAAGUGGAAGAGUAAUCUUCUUAUUCUGUAGAAGGAGAAUUUGCAAAAUUGAAUUUAUUAUUCUAUAGUUUAUAAUGUAUUAUUGUAAUUUUGAUUUAAUUCACUUAAUUUUCUUAUUUGUAUUCCACAACUCCUUCUUUUCUAUUUAAUUUUGUUAUUUUGUUACUUUAUGGAAGAUAGUUUUCAUCAAGUUAUCAUAUUAUGGUUAUUAAUGACAUUUUAAAUUUUUGUAAAGGAGAGCAUAAAUUAUAAUUAUGUAUUUUGUUACAUUUUUUAAAAUGUAUUUGAUUAGUAUUUUGUGCUCAGGUGAUAGAUAGAUUUAUAUGUUAAGAUUGGAAGAUUAUUAAAGGAUAUUAUAAUGAUCUUUCUAUUCAUAAAGUGGAACUUUGAAUGUUUCCACGAAUAUCUACUAUUAGAAAGUUUCAUAAGAGCAAUUUUCGUCGAAAAUUGCAAGCAUUUAUAUAGAGUUUUAUUACAUAUGCGCAUGAAAAAUACAAUUAAAUAGUAAUGUGCAUUUAUUACUCGUUUUAAUUCAUUUCUAUUUAAUCAAUUUUCUCUCAAUUAUUGAUAAUUAAUAUCUUAUUAUGUGAUAUUGUUUACAAAUCUGUUUUUAUGAUUUUUAAUAAAAUAAUGAGAUCUGAGAUAUUUAAUUAUCAUAUUUGCAUAAUCGUUAUUUUUAAAUUGGUUUCACGUUUGUUAUAAUAUAAAUUUUUUUCUUAAAUUCUAUCAUAGGAGUAAUUUUAUUUCCAGUUUAAUAUAAUUCAUAUAAAAUGCUAUUGUACCUGCAGUAAGGAUAGAAAUUUGUGAAACCUAAGUCGAAUUUUAAAUUAUGUAAAAAAUCAUUAAAAAAAAUUUUAAAUAUAAAUAUUUUACAAUAAA